AUUACUUAAAAUUGAAAUUAUAUUUAAAUAAUAAUAAUAAUAAUAAUAAUAAUAAUAAUAAUAAUAAUAAUAAUAAUAAUAAUAAUAAUAAUAAUAAUAAUAAUAAUAGAAAUCCAAUUAUUCUAAAGAAUACUUGGCAACUCAUUUCGUUUAACCAAUCAACUUAUCAGACUAAUAUAUUUUCAGACCAGUCAAUCAAUUAA
This is a messenger RNA of Schistosoma margrebowiei, 203 nucleotides long. The record is from the annotation of a GenBank genome assembly. Lineage: Eukaryota; Metazoa; Platyhelminthes; Trematoda; Strigeidida; Schistosomatidae.